Molecule: messenger RNA, 1140 nt
Organism: Carlito syrichta (Philippine tarsier)
Lineage: Eukaryota; Metazoa; Chordata; Mammalia; Primates; Tarsiidae
Gene: GPR32
Product: G protein-coupled receptor 32
Exons: 1
Coding region: 1-1140 (379 amino acids)
Biological process (GO): positive regulation of cytosolic calcium ion concentration; phospholipase C-activating G protein-coupled receptor signaling pathway; complement receptor mediated signaling pathway
Cellular component (GO): plasma membrane
Molecular function (GO): N-formyl peptide receptor activity; complement receptor activity
Source: RefSeq, a predicted model, not a curated record
AUGAAUGGGGUCUCAAGGGGUCACAGCCUCCAGGACAGACCGCCUGCCGCUCUGACACUCAGUCUGUCCUGUCCUAGAGAGAUGUCCGAUUCCAACUGCCUCUCCGAGGAUGUGGCGUGCCUCCGCUGGCUGACCGUGGCCGUCUUGUCCGUGUCCUUUGUCGUGGGUGUCCUGGGCAACGGGCUGGUGCUGUGGAUGAUGGCCUUCCGCAUGGCCCGCACGGUCCCCACCGUCUGGUUCUUCAACCUGGCCCUGGCCGACUUCACCGUCUUGCUGUCCCUGCCCGUGGCCAUCCACAGCGUGUACUCCGGCCAGUGGCUCCUGGGCAAGUGGGCCUGCCAGUUCUACACCGCCUUCCUAAGCCUCACCUUCUUCACCAGCAUCUGGCUCCUGGUCCUCAUCUCUGCCGACCGCUGCGUCUCCGUCCUCCACCCUGUCUGGGCCCGGAGGCACCGAACCGUGCAGCGGGCCAACUGGCUGGCAGCGGGCGUGUGGUUCCUGGCUGUCAUCUCCUGCGUGCCACAGCUGAAAUUCCGGUCUGUGGCCGAGUGGCAUGGCUGCAAACACUGCUACUUUGAGUUCAGCGUGGAGAAUAAGACCAGUAAGAGCUGGGAUUCGGCAGCCAUGAACAGACAGGUGGCUGUGACCGUGGCCCACUUCCUGCUGGGCUUCCUGGCACCCCUGGCUAUCAUCGGCGCCUGUGCCCACCUCAUCCGGGCCAGGCUCCGGCGGGAGGGCUGGGUCCAUGCCAGCCGGCCCAAGACGCUGCUGCUGGUGCUGGUCAGUGCCUUUUUCAUCUUCUGGCUCCCGUUCAACUUGGCGCUCGUGGUCCAGGCGGGGCGGCAGAUGCCAGCCCACAAGGACACCCAUCACCCCCAGUUGCCGCUCACCCUCUGGGCCACCAUCUCCCUGGGCUGCGUCAACAGCUGCCUCAACCCCUUCCUCUAUGUCUUCAUCGGCAGAGACUUCCAGAAAAAUUGUUUCCAGUCUCUCGGGUCUCUGCCUUCCGCCCUGGCCCGGGCGUUUGGGGAGGAGGGGCUUCUUAGUCCGCCCGCCUCCACUGAGGUGAAGCCCCCGGGGAGUGACGGAAAACUUCAGGCUGGCACUGAAAGUCUUCCUUCCCAGAUCAAGGCCCCUUAG